Messenger RNA from Sitodiplosis mosellana (orange wheat blossom midge), 6094 nucleotides. RefSeq lists its product as uncharacterized. The transcript has 6 exons. The record is from RefSeq and is a predicted model, not a curated record. Lineage: Eukaryota; Metazoa; Arthropoda; Insecta; Diptera; Cecidomyiidae. Bases 1039 to 2898 code for a protein of 619 amino acids.
AGGGAACACUUUCAUCGUCGUCGUCAUCGUCGCUCGAACGCUGGUUUCUAUUAUCAUUCCUCUUUAUUCACGUAUUACCACGUAGCGAUAUUCUCGUUGUUAAAGUCUGGUUUUAUCUUCGGUGCUUGUUCGUAGCUGGUGCAGCUGUGUGGUUUCAAUGUUAUUUCAACGUUCUUGAAUAUCAGAAAAAAAUACUAUCGAUAACUAUAAAACGAUUUGUAAAAAAUGCCGAUUGACGUUUUAUGUGAAAUCAGAGAAACAAGUGUCCCCAUAUAGUUGAAGGUACAUUGUGUCAUAGCCAUCAAAGCAAAGAGAAAAAACGCGAAAAAAAAUCGAAAUCACUUUUUGAGUUGAAGGAAAAAAAAUAGAAAAAGUACGAUAUAGCAGUACGCGUGCAUCAGAGAAGUUGAAUAAAAGUCACGUUUGCAGUCGACAGAAAAAAAAAACAGAAUUUUCUAUGAACAUUGAUCACAUUCGAGCAGACACACAAUAAUAAAUGUACUAAAGAAUGCGAAGAGCGCAACAAAGGCACAACAAUAACAACGUUUAAUGUAAAUCGUGUAUGCAUUUUGUGCACCAAACAAGAACUUGCAGAAACAAAGUGGUGUGUUGUGAAGAGAAAAAAAAGGACAAACACGGUUCGACAAAGCCUAAGAGUGAACGGCGCAAGAACAUGGCACAUGGGUGUUUUUCCUCUACAAACGGAACUCAUUCCAGUGGAUUAUUUUUGAAUGAAUGAAUCGAUUUUCGGACAUUAUUUGACCAAAACAGAUCAAAUCAAGACUACUGAAACCUCUUUUCAAAAUAAAAAUAAACAAUAAUUAUCAACAAAAACAUCUUGUGUGAAUCAAAUCUUGGAUUUUGAAGCAAAAAGAGAAUCAGUUUAUGUUGAUGUUUUGAGACAAGAAAAAAAAGAAACUACAUUAAAAGCCAUUAAAUGAAGAAAACCGAAGAAUUUUGCUCGGGUAGCGAGAAUUAAACGACGAGGUGUGAAUGGGACUUAAUUGAAUUGAAAUUGCCGCUCUCGAAUGUUUUAAUAUGUUGCGAAAAAUUCCCAAUUAUGAGUACCGCGAUAAUAACAAAAAUACCAGUGACAGUAGCAGCGGCUGCGAGGACGAUUUCGACGCCGACGACAGUUAUGUAAAUGAUGGUGAUGAGCAUUCGAAUGAAAUGGAGCCAACAGCAGCCACCGCAUUGAAUCUUUCGCCGAUGCCACAUUUUCCUCCGCCACCCGACUAUCCACCGCCAGCCGCACGAACAACACAAACCCCACAGCGAAGUCGUUAUUACUAUUACGAAAACGGUAAAACCGAUAUGAAUGGCAGUCGGCGCCGCGUUGGAAGUUUAGAUAGAGAUUGCGGUUACACAACUGAUGGAAAUGAAAUUUGUAGCCAAUACCUACACAACGGCUCGAACCCGACGAGCAGCAGUCACAGUGCGAAUAAUAGCUUCAGCAGCACGAGUAGUUCUAGUAAUAGCUCUGUAGUCAUGCAUAAAAUGAAAAUGCCACCGUCUCAAAUGCGAUAUCCGCCGCCAACAAAUACAAAUACAAACACAAACGAUUUUGAUAGCAUUGAAAUCUUUUCGACGGAACAGGAGAAACGUUUCCCAAAUAAAACGCUCUCGUCAUUAUCGAAAAGUAGCAAAAAUAAAAUACACCAGGACGGCAUUCGUGCGACGGGUACGAACAGCAACCAAAAUAUUAACGUUGUCGAGCUGUUCGAACAGAAUCUGAUUCCGUUCGGUGGUAGUGCAGCCAGUUUUGCACGUGAGUCUAAAAUCCAUACCAACAACGCUGAACCACAGGUGAAAUGGGUUCGAACGAAUAUUUCAGCAACAAUGGAGCGAUUCCAUCCGAGUCCAUCGACAUCAAAACACACCAACACAGCUGCCGAACAUCUGUACCAGCAGAUCGAUGAGUCACCCCGAUCUCUGCGAUCUCGGUACGAUUUUGAAAGAAAUCUAUCAUUGGUAUCGGCCGGACCAUCGAAACCACCACCGCCGAAUUCAAUGCGCGCAUUGAUGAUGACCGCGAAUCGAAAUGCUCACAAAAUGUCACCAACAAUGCGUCACAUGUACACGACACGUUAUGGAACACAAGAGAAUAUUUACGAGGAAAUCACAAGUGAAGAACGGUUGCGACUAUUGUCCGGUGGUCAUUCAAUGAUGUCGCUGCACCAAACCAGUUCAGUCGAAGAGGAGUUUCGACGCGUACAGAAUCGACAUCGUCGAAUUUUAGGUGAAUUAAAUUUAUCGGUGGAGGCAAUGCUGAUGCCUUCGACACCGCCAAGUGAAAGUCCCAUCGCGCAGACUGAAGCACAGGAAACAGAAACGACGACGGCCUCGACAACACGUCUCAAUGAAUUACUGAAUGUAGUUGGUCCGACCGAUGAACUUUUGUCGCCGGUCAGCAUCAAUGCGGCCAACAAUAAUAACACGGGUGAUAUCGAUAGUGGCUUUAGCGGUAGCUCCAGCAGCGGAGGUGCAAGUUAUUUGGGUAGUUUACGUUAUAAAAAUGGUUUGCCAAUACGAUCGUCAACGCCAAACGGACAUAGCAGUGCAAGCAGUUGUCGUUCGUCGCAAAGAUCAAACGAAGACCCAGGCAUUUUAAUGAUUUCGACACGUUCGUCGCCACUUUAUGGAAACGGCAUUAUGAAUGGCAGUACACACGGUACACACACACUAGCGAAGGCCAAUCGAUUUCGGUCGGCCGAGGAUCCUGGACCGAAUGCCACAUACAAAGAUGGAAAAGUGGUUGUGAAUGGCGUGACUUCGACAAAUCGAAGCGGCAGCGGAUUUUGGAGUAGAAAGAGCUGGCGAAAGUUGCCGGGUUUUUCAAGCAACACUAGCGUUAAUAAAGCCGGAUUGAACAACGAUCGGAAAAAUAAUUAUAGCUGAACAUGCGAAAGUUCUAAUGAAUAAAAUGUCGGUUGGCAGAGAACGAGCAAAAAUGGCAACAUGUCAUUUAUUUAUUGGCGCUGAGUAAUUAUGAUACAUACGCAUUAUGAGUGUGAUUAACGUGAUGAUAGAUUUUAAAAUCUAUGGCCUAUUCGUAUAUUUCGUAUAAAUAAGUUAUCGAAGUUCGCUAGCCGAAGCACUCGCCCUGGCGAAUUGAUGUAUGUACGUGCGUGCAUGUGUCUAAAAUGCAUAUUUUAGCAGCCUAAAGGCGCAAAAAUUCGACAAAUUAAAUGAAAAAAGAAUUCAAAUUAAACAUUAACAUUAGAUUUAAGUAGAUACUGAUAUUCAAAUAUAAAAUUUACAGAAAAACGAAUGAAAAUCAAACUAAUGCCAGUGUGCAAAUGCAGUUCUUCAUUUUUAAUCGAUCUGAAUGUAAAUAAAAAAAAAGAAUGCAUACAAUUGUAACAUUUUAACGAUUCAAAUGACAAACUCUGAAGUUCAAUACACUGAAUGUGAAAUGAGGUGAUGGAUGGGAAGCGAGAGAAAAUACUUCCCCGUCAUCGUUGCAGAGGUAACACUCUGCCGAAGCAUUUUUCCAUCAUUUUAUUUCAUACUAAAAUAGUUUACAAUAACAAAAGUUUAUAGAUGAAUAUUCAAAUCUUGGCAAAUUUGCCGAAAUGUCUUCGGGUAGGGCGAUUUCAAUUGUAGAUUUUAUGUAGUUUAAUGUAGUGUAUUUACUUUUUUUAUGUAGGAACAAUUUUUUUGAGUAAUCGGCUAUCGAAAAACCGCUCCAAAAUGGCGAUACUCAAAUCUUGGUCAAAAAACGAAUUUUCCAUGAAUCAAAUGUUUUACUUUUCCGCAAACUUUGUUUGUAUGGAAAAGAAUUGGUUUUACUAGCGAAAAUUUCAUGACAUCUCCUCUUUCGGACCACUAUAACGUCACGCUAAACUUCAAAAAGCACAUAUUUGUACACUAGGCAAUGUAGAUGGGAUGAAAUCCUAUCGAUCAAGACCUAUCUGCCUCCAAAAACAUGUUGUUUACUAUGAAAAAUGUGCAAAAUUGCGAUGUUCGCCGUAACUACAAUUAAAUUCCGACCACUACAAUAACCGUAGGUGGUUCCACAAUUAUUUUUAGGUCACUACAAUUAAUUCUGGGUUACUACAAUUAAUAAAACAGUUUGGACCAUUUUUGGAGCAUUUUUUCUCCCUACAAAAACAAAACACUGCUGUUGUCAAAUAAGUUGUUGAAAAUAUCAAGAAUCGGACGACUGAUUUGAAUUCUACAUUUUUUCUACAAUUUUAUGGACCCUAGAAACAAUAGAAAAAAGAUUUAGCUUGUGGAAAGUUCGAUUUGGGGCCAAGAUUUGAGUAUUACCGAUUUUGGACCAAUUUUCAUGACUCGUCCCGAUAUCGAACGAACGGGCAGACAUAUUUGAAAACAGACAAUUGAUUUGAAUUCUACAAUUUAUCUGCAUUUUUUUGAAACCAUGGUUCCAACCAAUGUAUUCUCCAUUCGAAAAAACAUUUGAUUCAUGGAAAAUUCGUUUUUUGACCAAGAUUUGAGUAUCGCCAUUUUGGAGCGGUUUUUCGAUAGCCGAUUACUCAAAAAAAUUGUUCCUACAUAAAAAAAGUAAAUACACUAGAUUAAACUACAUAAAAUCUACAUUUGAAAUCGCCCUACCCGAAGACAUUUCGGCAAAUUUGCCAAGAUUUGAAUAUUCAUCUAAGUUUAUGCAUAAGAAUAAAUUGUGACUGAUUUCAAAUUUUAUGAUGCCACUAGUUCAGCUGUUAAAAAUGAUAAUUCGAAGAUGGUCCGAUGAAAAAAAAACACAAAUUUUUGAAACUCAUGUAUAAAGGGACAAUAUUUUGUUUUAGUUUUUUUUUUUCUGGUUCGCGUUUCAAUUCUCGAAUGUUGAACGGAAUACUUCUCGAAAUUUUCGAUAAUCUAACAAAUAAAAUAGCAUACAUAGUGAUUCUUUCUUAAAGGAGUCUAUAUAUGUGUAUAUGCACAAUCUGUGUCUAGACAUAAAUGUUGUUUUUCGAUGGGAUCAGCUUACCGAUAAUCUAUAAACAGUUUUCAGUUGAGUUCAACAUGGUGCUUUUAUUGAAAACUCUCGUUGUAAAUAUGAAAAAUCAAUCCGUCGGCUUUCGCACACACACACACACACACACACACACACACACAUGAUAUCAAAUAUUUUAUCAUUUUCCAUCCGAUCACGCCGUUACAUUUGCACACUCUUUUUUCUUUGACAUAGACAACUUCUUCCAAUUCGAAAUUUAAAAUGUUGCAACACGAAUAAAAUGUGGCAAAUCACAACCAAUUUCUGGCUAUUCGAAUAAAGACUCGACGUUGUAUUGAAAACAGUCCCUAAUUGUGCCAUGUUAUUACUAAAUGUUUACAAUAAACAUGAAAAUGAAAAUGUUUUUAAAACUCAAAUUGCCGAGCCGUUCAAAAGUGGACAUUCAUUUUUGUUAGAAUAGCUUGUUGCCGCGGAAAUAUAGCUUUCAGGUCAAUUUACAUAUACAAUAUUCACAAUAGUCCCGUUCAUUAAAAAUAACAACUCACACAAACGCAAACAUACACACAGACAUAGAGCACGGCUGCUUAGCUAAACGCUUUUAUAUAUUCCAAUUGUACGCGCGCGAUUCAAUAUUAAAAUGAAUUCCACACCAAUGCAAUUUAAUAUUCACAGCAGCAAGCACACUCUUUGCGAGGUUAUUCGCAGUGUGCCGCGCAAUAAAAUGCAUUAUUCAAAUUGGUAUAUCAAUGAAAACGCGACUAUUUUCACAACCGACAAGCACUCAGAGUGGAAAUUCCUGUGCAUAGAAUGGGAUGUUCCAUCACUCCCUCCGAUUACAAAACAUACACACUCAAUUUCAUUUUUGUACUCUCCAUUUAUUUUCAUAGUUUACAAUCUGAACAGUUAUAUAAGGAAACUAAUGAAAUGAGACGCAUUAUUUUUAGCAAAUUCCAACCACAAACAAAAAUUGUAAACAAUAAUAUUGAAAUCUAAAUGUUUAUAACAAACAGAAAAAAAAACACAGAAUAAAAAAUAGAAUUAUUUGAAUACUAUAUGAAUAUGGAUUAAAUCAUUAUAUUUGGUCAAUCAAAUAAGGAGUAAAUGCUAGAAUAUGCGAAAUGGAAAGCAGAAUUUUAAAUUAUAAACAAAAAUAAAUGAAUUGAUUUAAAGGAA